AUGCCGCGUCCAAGGCGGCGCGACUUGCCGCUUGCACAGCAACUCCUAGCACCCACCGGCCCAAUCAGUUCGCGCACAACUUGGCCCCUUGCAUCCAAAGCUGAGCCGGAAGUGAUCCUUCUCCCGUCCCUCUUCCCUCACCCUUCAGAAGAGGGGGCGUCGGUCUCCGACCUCCACGAUAGAAUCUACCACCUCAUCGCCCUCGCACUCCGCGCCUACAUCCAACAAUGGUAUGGCCGGUUGAGCCGCGAUACAGCCCUCCUUCCGGCCAUCAAUAGGGACAUUGUUGCCCCAGUAGCCCGCAGCCUCACACUCGACCGUGACCGUCUGCAUACUUUACUCCUCUCCCACCUCCCCACCCUACUGGCAACACACCUGCACACCCUUUCCUCUGCUCAUGGAUCGUCUCUCGCAUCCGUCCCAGAGGCAUAUCACGCCCGCCUACCGCUGCGUGUCGUCACCCUCGCUCCAGCCCCCAUCUCCUCCCAUCCAGAAGAAGAAUACGCCCUCAACCCCGCGUACCUCACCGCUCUAGCCGACGCGCUCCUUGCGCACGCCCUCCCACCACUAGAGUAUGAGGCGGAUGCGCAACGGCUCAUCGUGCGUGAAGUCGUCGCUCGCUCGGUCCUAGGCGGCGUGGGGAAACGUCUCGUAGCGCCGUGGUUCUGGGCUGAGCUCCUCCUCAAACACCUCGACAAGCCCGCCCUCCCAUCUACACCAUCUCUGCCGACCAAAGGUUUGCCAGCGAAACUCGGUGCCCACGCCGCAUACGUCCUUGACGCCGUUUUAUAUGUGUGGACGUGCCUCCUUGCCUUCGUCACAUUGCUUUGGAACGGCGCAAUCUUCCUCACUGCAGCUUGGAGUGGUGCGCCGCCUCCCACGAAGAACCACGUCCUCGAUCCCUGGGUCGUACUCUUGCGCGAGAGUGCACUCUUCCUCUCCCCCGCCCCUCGACUAGGGCUCAGAUUGACACUCGGCGCUGUCGAUGUCCUUGCUACUCUGUUUGGACCCGCGGCCGACCGUUUGGCACCGUACCUCCUCGACUUGCUUCUUACGCCUGAGAUGGGGGUCAAGGUCGUCGCGCUGCUCGAACGCGUGCUCUUCCCUGAUGGAUGGCCCGGUCCGCCGCCAGUCGAGCCGAGUGCGGACGAAGCGGACGUCAUGAAGGAGCGGUUGAGGGAGAUCUUGAGGAGACGUGGUGGCAUGGGACUCGGACUGGAUUUGGGGAGGGCAGUAGACAUGCUUGGCGACGCGGGGUGUAAUGCCCACCUCGUGGGGAUGGUUUACGAUGCUGCCGUGCUCGCGCUCGUGCCCGAGCUCGCGGCUGAUGCGGAGCCAGCAGGACCCGGGAUGAGGGAAGAGAAGGCCAACAGGCCGCCAUUAGAAAACAGAUCCAUGCCUGAGAUAAGACUAAACUUCACUUAA
Messenger RNA from Cutaneotrichosporon cavernicola, 1425 nucleotides. RefSeq lists its product as uncharacterized. The record is from RefSeq and is a predicted model, not a curated record. Bases 1 to 1425 code for a protein of 474 amino acids. Lineage: Eukaryota; Fungi; Basidiomycota; Tremellomycetes; Trichosporonales; Trichosporonaceae. The transcript has a single exon.